This is a messenger RNA of Ziziphus jujuba (common jujube), 3887 nucleotides long. RefSeq lists its product as uncharacterized. The record is from RefSeq and is a predicted model, not a curated record. The coding region runs from base 1028 to 1996 and encodes 322 amino acids. Lineage: Eukaryota; Viridiplantae; Streptophyta; Magnoliopsida; Rosales; Rhamnaceae. The transcript has 2 exons.
GCACUAAAAUCAAAAGGUGGUCUCAAUUUCUUGAAUGAUAGAAUAAGAAUUACACUAACAAAUCAUAGAAGAAGAAGAAGAAUAAGAGGAAAAAAAAAAAAAAAAAAGAAAGAAAGAAAGAAAGAAAUAGCGCAAACCCAAGGCAGUCAAUUCAGUCAAAACACUUUGCAAAAUCGAUAAACCUCAAAAUCUCAAUAUCAAUCUCAAAAUCAUGCACAAGAACAAAACCAACAAAUAUUAAUAUCAUACAUUCCACUUGGCUUUUUUUCUCUCUCUCUCCUAAUGCACAUACAAUAAUAAUAAUAAUUAAUUAUGGGUUUUACUUUAAUAGGGGUUGGAGAAAAACAAAUAUAACACACACACACACACACACAGAGCAAGAGGAAAGGAAGAAAUUUAAAGGGAAUUCAUCAACAAUAAUUUUAUUUCCCCUCUCCUGCUAAUCUCUGUUUUGUUUUCCCUUUUUGAUUUUAUUUUUUUUUUUCUUUGGGUGUGUUGUAUUUUUGGGUGUAUAAUAAGUUAGAAUAAAUAUAUAUAUAUAUAUAUAUAUAUAUAUAUAUAUAUAUAUAUAUUUUUUUUUUUUUUUUUCUCUUCCUUUCUGCCCAUUAAACAAUGAAAAUGGCAUAUUACCAAUCAUCCUUUCCCCUCUAUAGGAAACACCCAUCAUUGCUCCCAACAAUCCUUUUCAACCUUAGAAACCUGAGCUUCUAAGAUAUUCCCCCACCCCCUUCCCCCCCUUCCAUUCUUCCAUUCUUUCUUUUUUCUUUUUUCUUUUUUUUUUUGUUCUUUUUCUUUUCUUUUCUUUUCUUUUUCUUUCAUAUGCUUCCUCCAAUCCCACCAUUUAAAUACCACUCCCCUUUGUAACUUUUUCCCCUCCUCCUCCUCCUUCUCAUCCUUCCUCUACUUCUCUCCCCACCCAUUUCUUUCCCUUUCACUUUCACUCCCAAUAUCUAUCCUUCUUCUUUUCUCUCUUUUUUUUUUUUGACAGUUUUUUUUAGUUUGGUUGCUUAGAAAAUCUUUAAUAAAAAUGGAUCCUUCUUCCACAAACUCUGUGAACGGUUUCUAUUCAUUUCUGACUCGUGGGAUCGACGAUCUCGAACGGGUUUAUCUCUCAAACAACUUCAUGUCAAUCCAAUUCCUUCAAAGGGCACUUUCUCUUCUCCGAUCCUUCCAUUCCCAAUUGACCCUUCUCGUUCAGAAGCUUCAUUUACCCGUUGGAGAUAAGUGGCUCGACGAAUACAUGGACGAGAGCUCCAAGCUUUGGGAAGCCUGUCAUGUCCUCAAGUCAGGUAUUUCAGGCAUGGAGAAUUACUAUUCUGCUGGCUUCAACAUAACAACCUCACUCGACGGCCAUCGACAUCUCAGCCCACAACUUUCUCGCCAGGUAAUAAGAGCAAUUUCAGGGUGUAGAAGAGAGGCUUUGGGAUUGGAAGAGGAAAACAGAGCGUUAAUGGAAACGAGAAUCCAACCGCUUUCUCUGCGGUUCGAUGAGAAAGUAUCGAUCGAAUCGAAGCUGAACGGAUUCAACGGUUUCAGAGGUGUUCUAUACGCAAUGAGAAACGUGAGCUCGCUGCUGCUGAUGAUUCUGCUAUAUGGGUUGGUCUAUUGCUGGCCGGAAUCGAGCUGUUUUUUGAGAGGUGGGUACGAAGGGUGUUUGUUUUUCGGAUCGGCGUUCAUGAUCUCGACGGCGAGGUUGCAGCAGAGAGUGGCGGAGGAGAUUGGACAGAUCAGUGGGAGGCCUGGGAUUUUGAUGUACGAGUUCAGGAGGUCGAAGAUGGCCAUGGACGAGCUUAGAAGCGAAUUGGAGAGGAGGGGUUCUCAGGGAGUUGUGGAUUGGGAAACGGAGAGUGGGAUCAGAGAAAGAGUGGAGAAUCUGAGAGGGUGUUUUGGGGUUUUGAGAUCUGGUGCUGAGAAUAUUGUUGGCCAACUUGAUGAUUUCUUUGACGAAAUUGUUGAAGGAAGGAAGAAGCUUUUGGACUUUUGCAGCCAUAGGUAGAAAAAAAUGAAAAAAAAAAAAAAAAAUUAGAGAUGUCUUUUUUUUUUUUUUUUUUUUUUGGUGUGUGUGAUAGAAAAAUGGUUAAAAAGAAAAAGAAAAACCCAAAAAAAAAAAAAUCUUAUAUAUAUAUUUACAGAGUAGAGGUCUCAGUUGUUGGGGGUUGGUUGUAUUUUUUUUUUUUUUUUUAACCCUUCUCCUCUCCUCUUCUCUUCUACUUUUUUGUUCUUUUUUUCUUUUUCUUUUUUUGCACUUAUAUUUUUCACCCCCCCUUCCCUCUCCAUUUUCUCUAUGGUUAGUAUGGUUAAAAAAGGUUGGAGAGCUUUUCUUAGAGUAAAAGAAAACAACAAAAACAAAAACAAAACAAAAAAACAAAAAAAAAAAACCGGAAGAAAAAGAAAAUUUUCCACUAAAAUAGAGAAAUGUAAUUCUGGGUUUUUUUCAGAAGAUAUGAAAAAUUCAAGUUUAGGGACGUACUUUAAAUGCAUUACAUGUUUUUCUAGCAUGAAUUCCAAGCCCAAACUAAGAAAUAAAAAGCUAAUCAACAAAAAGGAAAAUGUGGGUGGGGAAUUGAGUAAGCAAAAACAAAACCAAAAAGAAGGAACAGCUUCUUGUUACACUCAAAUGGUACAGCAAUUUUUGUUUUUUUGACUUUUUUAUGUUAGUGUUUUUGUUCUUUUUUUAAAAGAGUUUACCCCUUGUUAUUCUCAAACAUGCUGGCAAAUUUUCUUUUUUUGACCUUUUUUUUUGGGAAAAUAUUUUACCCCUUUGUUUUUACCAUAGAAAUUACUAAUCAUUCCAAGCUGUGAAAGGACGAUGAAAAGGGUGGCUUAGGACUGGAGAAAGAGAGGAGAGAAAGAUGAAAAGGGUGGCUUAGGACUGGAGAGAGAGAGAGAGAGAGAGAGAGGGGGGGUACUGUGAGAUUCCUGGGUUAGCUUUAAUUUCAAAAGCAGUUUCUUUUAGCUCUUAGGAAGCUUUUGUCUGAUUCGGUUCACUUUGAAAGCAAUGGAUUUGAUGAUUAGAGCUUCUCACCCACAAAACCCAACCUUCUCUCACUAACAUGUCUUCUGCUCACUUUGUCUUUCUCUCUGAUAAUUUUUAUUUUUCUUUUGUUGCCAAUUACUUUCCCAUUUUUGGGGUUUUGAAAAAAUAUAUAAUACAAAGCAGAAAAUUUUGGGUCACUUUCUCACUUCUAACCGUAUCGCAUGCUUUUCGUCCCUUGCCGGAAAUUCAUGGUUUGCCUCCCUUGAAGGGAUCCAUAACAGAGUCCAACUUGAAAACAAAAUCAAUAUAAUAUUUUUGGUGAAAGAGAAAAGAAAGACUACAAGACAAAUUGAAAAACUAUAAACAAAUACCAAAUAAAAUUCGUAAAGCAAUUUGAUGGAAACAAUUUUGUUCUUUGUAUCAGUGCUCUGUCCAAACAAACCAUUGCCCCCAAAGCGGCAAUCUAUGGUUUACAAUCAUAACCAGACAAAUUGCUUUUUCGACUCUUCCAAAAAAAGUAAUUUAAUAACUAAAUAUAUAUAUAUAAAAUAAAAAAAUUAAAAAAAAGUGAAAGAAUAUAACAUAAAAGUGUUUUGAGUUUCAGUCUGUGUUUCCUCUCUGAAAACCGUAAAUGAGCAUAUAGCUUGCAAGUUUGCCCCCCCACCCCCACAACCACAAAAAGGAAAAAAUACCUACAUAAAAGGUAAAAGGGUCUGGAACACUAGGAUUAAUGGUAAUCAUUAACACACAGAACAAUCAUAAAAAAUAUACAGAGAAUAUUGCAUUAGAAAGAUAAUAAUAGAAAUAAAAAUACAGAUGUAGCUCUACUGAAUCACAAAGUUUUCUGUUCAUUCCAGUUAAAAGAUGAUGAUGAUGUAUCUAAGUAAACAUACGACUCCGUGUAAAUUUA